AUGGCCGACAAAUGGAAAACUGCUUUCAAAACGAUCCACGGGAAAACCCCGACCAAAGCCGACUAUUCAUUGGCUCCAAAGCAUGUACGAGAUGAGCUUGGGCCGAGGAAACCAGAAACAUCGAAAGGAAAAGCAGUAAAACGACCACGGUCGAUUUUGCGAACUCCCGAGUACACGAGUCCGAUGAAGAAGAAAAGCAAGAAGGAAUUGCAAACAACUGGCACGCCUAGCGCUUCAUCACUGAAAACUCAAAAAAUCUUGGAGGAGGUAAAAUCAUCAGAAGCAGCUAAGGUUCUCUCUAAAGGCCUUUCGAAAAAAUUUCUUCUGACUACAAUCGAAUCACCAACUAAGGGCAUGUUGUCACCACUAAAAGCGCUUUCGCAUCUACAUCACAAGACAACUCUCACUCCCGAUCGCCCCUCGACAUCAACUUUUGCCGCUCCGCCAUCCGUCAAUCGAACACCGAUUCGAUCACCACGUAAACCGGCUUUUAGGAGACUUGUUUUACAAAACACGGAAAAUCUUUUGUUGGCAUCAAGUGAGAAGGUGCGACCUAUCGAAGCAAUGGGUCCAUCAUUUGAUGAUGAAACUUCCGAGUUACCCGAGGAAACAAUCAAUGAGAAGCCAAAGACGAGGAAGAAUCUUUUCAACACCAAUAAAACUCGUGAACGAGCGAAGUCUAAUGGUGAAAACUUUGUGAGGCUAAAUAUGCGCAAGAAGAAUUUUGUUCGAGGAAAGAUUUCCGCCGAAGCCAAACGAAAACUCGUUAGAAAGCAAAAAUGGAAAGCAAAGUUUGGAGGAAAAAGAUUC
Messenger RNA from Mesorhabditis belari, 810 nucleotides. Lineage: Eukaryota; Metazoa; Nematoda; Chromadorea; Rhabditida; Rhabditidae. The record is from the annotation of a GenBank genome assembly.